ACUAAAAAAAAGGUACGUUUCCACGCUUUUAAUCACUUCUUAUUUAUAUUUUAUAUCAGUAAGACACGGAGCUAAGCAACAUUGGGUUAUAAACGUUUCCGGUGAAUGGCCAUUCAAAUGUCAACAGUUCACGACUGUUAAUAACAUAUUCUUAUCGAGUAUGGGCGAUAGAAGAGCCUCGUAUGGUGAGCAUAGGGGCUCACAAGCCAUUGACAAUCCCCCAAAUUCAAGGCUAUUUGUAAUUUCCUCAAGACAACUUACCGAAGACGAUUUCAAAGAAGCCUUCAAUAAAUUUGGUGAGAUAGAAGAGGUUUGGGUGGUUAAAGAUCGACAAACAGGCGAAAGAAAAGGGUACACUUAUAUAAAAUUUUCUAAAACUUCUGAGGCAGCCAAAGCUUUGGAGGCUAUGAAUGGGAAGAUUAUUGGAAAUACCGGAAGACAUAUCAAAGUUGUUAUAGCUUCAAGAAGGGAUCAAGGGUCAAAACGGGAAGAUAAUGAAGAUGAAAAAGCACAAAGGUUAUUUAUUUUAGUUCCUAAGACCAUAACGGAGGAGGAACUGGAAGAACAUUUUAAACAAUUUGGUGAUAUUGAUAAUAUAAGUAUAAUUCGUGAUAGAGAAACUAAAGAUAACAAGGGAUUUGCUUAUGUAAAAUAUUACAAAUUCUCCCAUGCAGCUAUAGCUUAUGAAAAUUGCGAUAGAAAGUACAAAGCAGUAUUUGCUGAACCUAAAACGAACAAACGCAGCUCCAGCACAAACGAUUAUCAAGAACCCCAUUUAGAACCAUACGAAAAUUUAAGUAGAAACACUUCAUCCAGUUCUUUACCACUUCCUGAUUUGCCAAAUGGAAGUGGUUGUUCAAAAUUAAUUGUUCUUACAAAUCCCUCAGUGAAUCAAGAUCAACUUUGGAAAUUAUUUGAUAUAGUUCCAGGCAUGGAUUAUUGUCAAUUAAAAAUGGAAGGGAGACCAUAUCCUGUAAGAGGAGUUGGAACAGUAGUUUAUUCUCAUCCAUUAUGGGCUGCUUUUGCUAAAGAAAAGCUACAUGGGCUUGAAUAUCCCCCUGGAUCUAGGUUAAUAGUUAAAUAUGAAAUUGAUUGUGGUCGACAAUUUCCUGAUAGAGGAGGAUUUGGUUAUCAAAAACCUGGGGAUGUUAAACAGCUCCAAGAAGCUAUUAUACAUGCAACAGCUUUAAUACAUAAUUCGGGGUUAUCACCAGAUGCAAUACAAGCUAAACUUCUAAUGAGAAAUAAUCCCAUUGAAGAAGAUGAUUACGCUUUAGAUUUACCGAAUCCGCAACCUCUUUUACAUGUUGAUGAUCCGGUUGCAGCAAGAUGUUUUAUAGUUUGUAUGCCGACAGCCUUACCAUUGCCAACACUUCGAGAUCUUUUUUGUAGAUUUGGAAAUUUAAUAGAAGUUUAUAUGUUGCAAAAUAAAAAUUGUGGAUAUGCUAAAUAUGGUAGAAAAGAAUCCGCUGAAAAUGCCAUUAGAAUGUUACAUGGAAUAGAUAUUGGUGGAAUUCGUUUAAAAGUAAUGAAAGCUGAAGAACGCGACACUCAACCUAAACGUUUGAAAUUAGCGUCGUUUGCAGAUCCAUAUGAAUAAAGGAUAUUUUACGACGACUAAAACUACCUACUAAUUUGUAAGUACGUUGGACUUUUUACUGGACGAUAACGCAAGGACGAACUUUUACUUUGUACUAUUUUAAAAAAUCGCUUCCGACAAGAAAUAUCUCACGUACGACUGCACAAUAUUUUUUUUUUUGUUUUCUUUUUGUAUUAAGUUCACCAAUAAAUUUCGUUUAAAGACA
Molecule: messenger RNA, 1805 nt
Organism: Onthophagus taurus
Lineage: Eukaryota; Metazoa; Arthropoda; Insecta; Coleoptera; Scarabaeidae
Product: RNA-binding protein 45
Molecular function (GO): RNA binding
Source: RefSeq, a predicted model, not a curated record